Urocitellus parryii (Arctic ground squirrel) is the source of this 2045-nucleotide messenger RNA. RefSeq names its product RAB4A, member RAS oncogene family (gene Rab4a). Gene Ontology annotation, biological process: Rab protein signal transduction. The record is from RefSeq and is a predicted model, not a curated record. Lineage: Eukaryota; Metazoa; Chordata; Mammalia; Rodentia; Sciuridae. Gene Ontology annotation, molecular function: GTPase activity; GTP binding.
GUCCUUCCUCUAAGCAACAUGAGGUACGCUGGCAAGGAAAUUGUCAUACCUACUUGGCUAAUGGCUCUCAGCAACCCUGUGAGCACAAGGUUCUCCCUGGAGGAGGAUGUUCCCCAGUCUUUCCAAAGGCCUUUGAAGGCCAUCCCCACAGUUCAGAACACUGCUGGCAGCUUUGGAAUUAUAGUAUAAUUGUCACUGCUACUAUAUGCAUAGGUUUCCCUGGCCUCUGGGUCCAGUUUCUGACAUCAUCAAGAACUAUCACUGACCCAGUGACUUCUUCCUGACCCAGUCAGUCUCUGGCAGGGAGGAAAUUCAGACCUAAGGAAGGGAACAGUCCUCAGGGGCACUGGCUUCUUCCCUCCUCCGGGGAUCACUGUCCUCUGAAAAGCCUUAAUCAGAAGCAGACUGUUCUGCUUAGGAGCCUAAAUGAAGCCCAGCAGAAAGCAGCAGAGUGUCUGGGCCACCGAGAAGAAGCAUACACACAGAAUACUCCAGAUCAAAAGGCUUGCCCCUCCGGGAUUUGGAAGCAAGGAGAAAUGUWGAGCCCUACAAUGCUGGGGAGACAGAAGGUCUGUGUUCAGUUCCCGCGGAGGACGGAGCCAAACCGAGGAGGCAGAUGUGUGCUGCCCUUACCAAGACAGCCGCCGGGAUGCUACGGGCGCCGUGGACUAGGCCGGGUCUCUCUCCACAGAACGGAAAUUCUGAACUGGGGUGUGUGUGUGUGUGUGUGUGUGUGUGUGUGUGUGGCGCGCGUGUUGCUGUUGUUGUUUUUCCUGGAGUCCUAACCUUGAAUCGCACCUGCACCUGAGGGCCAGGUGGUGCCUCCCCUGAACGCCCGUUCCCCACACAGGUACUCAGGGUCGGUUCUUUCGGGAACUCUUGGCCUGCACGUCAUGGUGCCCGGAGGCCUGCACGUUCCGGCCAAGAGCUCGGCUUCCCGCGGGUAAUCCUGCUUCCGCGGUGUCCAACUACCACUUAAGGGAAGCUUGCUCUGGCUGAGAGCCGCGGGAGGCUGACCACAUCCUGUGCCUCCGCGCCAUCUGCACAAGGACCGCCCAGUGCAGGUGCCCGUGCUCCUCUUCUUCCACGUCCUUCCUGGCCUCCGGACCUCACGGCCUCCGCGCGAGUCCCCCCGGCCGACCUCAGGCUCUGCAGCAGGCCUUGCCGCAGACACCAGCUGGGCGCGCACGUGCUCGGGCCGCCGCCCCAACCGCGCAGCACACCCUCCAUCCUCCGCCCAGCUCCCUGGCUCCUCCGCGGGGCAGCCGUGCGCAUGCGCGGAGCCGAGUCCGGCUGGGCCGCAGCGCGGUGGCCGGCGCUAGCUGUAGGCACCCGCCCGGCCCCGCUGCUCGGUCCCCGCCUCGUUUUCUCUCUGGACCCGGACAGACCCCGGCUGAGCUGCGAGAGAGGCCAGGAUGUCGCAGACCGCCAUGUCCGAGACCUAUGGUCUGUGACAAGGAGCUAUUACAGAGGUGCGGCUGGUGCGCUCCUCGUCUAUGACAUCACCAGCCGAGAAACCUACAAUGCGCUUACUAAUUGGUUAACAGAUGCCAGAAUGCUGGCGAGUCAGAGCAUCGUGAUCCUCCUCUGCGGGAACAAGAAGGACCUGGACACUGACCGGGAAGUCACCUUCCUAGAGGCCUCCAGGUUCGCGCAAGAGAAUGAGCUGAUGUUCCUGGAGACAAGUGCGCUGACUGGGGAGAAUGUAGAAGAGGCAUUUGUGCARUGUGCACGAAAAAUACUCAACAGGAUCGAGUCAGGUGAGCUGGACCCAGAAAGGAUGGGCUCAGGCAUCCAAUAUGGAGACGCCGCCCUGAGACAGCUCCGGUCCCCACGCCGCACACAGGCUGUGAGCGUGCAGGAGUGUGGCUGUUAGAGCCGUUACACAGGUGUCUGCGUGGUGUUGGGACAGUGGCUGAAGCUUGGAGAAUCUGCAGCUUUUCCACUCUUCUCUGAGCAGAAGUGGAUCUUAUGGGGACGCUACUCCAGCUGGCAAAGGCAGCCCAGGAGCCACGUAAUAAACCUGAUGUGAGGGACGACACCGG